AAUGGCACUGAAAAUAUUGGCAGAAAAAAAAAAGAGGCAGUGGGCGGAGCUUAAAUAGUCGAGCUCGAAGACACUUGUCGCCUCCACCGCCUCCCUUUACCGGAGACGAAGAAGAAGGAAACGACACCCCAUCACUCUCUCUCUCUGUCUCACACCCCAUCACUCGCUCUCUCUCUCUCUCCUGCAGUUUCUAUUUUUAGCCAUCAAAAAUCUCUCUCUCCUGCAGUUUCUACUUUUAGCCAUCAAAAAAGAAAAUAUAUAAGAUAAACAUUUAGGCAGUUUUGGUUCAGCAGUUUUCAAACAAUGGGAUCCUAUGAUCUGAACUUCAAAAGCUUCGUCAAGACGCCGCAGCCAGAAGGGAAUGGCCUAAAACCACUGGGAAGUUUUAGUUUUCCAUUGACUCGACAAUCUUCCAUAUACUCCUUGACCCUUGAUGAGUUCCAAAACAGUUUGGGAAAGGAUUUUGGGUCGAUGAACAUGGACGAGCUGUUAAAGAGCAUUUGGACAGCUGAAGAGACUCAAGCCAUGGCUUCUGUUUGUGGGUUAGGACAAGAGGGUGCCCCUAGUGAAAAUUUCAAUUUGCAGAGACAAGGCUCCAUCACAUUACCUCGGACACUCAGUCAGAAAACUGUAGAUGAAGUCUGGAAAGACUUGCUUAAAGAAAGUGGUAUUGAUGGUGCAAAAAAUGGGAGUGGCAUUAGUGGAUCCCAUUUGCAGCAGAGGGAGCCUACUUUGGGUGAGAUGACUUUGGAGGAGUUCUUGUCUAGAGCAGGAGUUGUAAGAGAAGAUGCGCAGCCAAUCGCGACGCCUAAUAAUGGUGCAUUUUUCGGUGAAAUAUCACAACCGAAUAAUCAAAACCACGGUAUGAUUCUUGGGUACCAGCAACCAGAGCAGAACAAUGUGGUAAUGGGUAAUCAGAUUAGAGAGACGAAAAACUCGAUGCCUCCAAUUUUCCCCAAGCAAGCUGCGGUGACUUUCACCUCUUCUAAUUUUCCCCAAUCGAACAACGCUUAUUUGGCUAACUCAGGAGCGAGGGAUCCUAUUGGUAGAACGGGGGAUGCUUCUAGAAACAACGGUUUAGUUCAAAGUAGUGUGAUACAGAGUGAAUCUCCCGGGAGCCAGUUAUCUUCGGAUGGGAAUGGGAAGAGUACUGUAGAUACAUCGUCGGUUUCACCAUCUCCGUAUGUGUUUAGUGCGGGUGCAAGGGGAAGGAGAAGUGGCGGGACUUUGGAGAAGGCAAUGGAGAGAAGGCAUCGGAGGAUGAUUAAGAAUAGAGAGUCUGCUGCACGGUCAAGAGCUCGGAAGCAGGCUUAUACCUUAGAAUUGGAGGAAGAAGUUGCAAAACUUAAAGAAAUUAAUCAAGAGUUGCAGAGAAAACAGGAAGAAAUCAUGAAGAUGCAGAAAAAUCAGGUCUUGGAGACGAUGAAUAUGCCAUGGGGAAGCAAAAGGCGAUGCUUGAGGAGGACACUGACCGGCCCCUGGUAGAGUAGAUGGAAUGGAGGCAACUUUGGAGGGCAUCCUUGAAAUAGCAGAACAAAGCUAUAUAAAGGGCUUCACACAAAUUUCUGUUGCGGAUUGGAUUUGGCCCUUCCUCGGAGAAAAGGAAACCACCAGUGUCCGGGAAUGAUAAUGAGAUGUGUAUACAAAAGCCAAAUGUGUGUACGUUGUAAAAAAAGGAAGUGGUAUUUGUUGGCAUUCUAGAUUAUGCUUACCCAGAUGUGUGAUCUGUGUUUGCUGAAGUCUAGUGAGACAAUAUUCUGAUCUGCCAUGUUCACUUCUGAACUACUUGGAACUAUGAUCACUAUAAGCAUCAGGUUAUGUUAUUGUCAUUGAAAUCUUUGUUGAUUCUGUAAAAACUAAUUGCAAUGGAACUUAUAAAUGUCGUAUUCCCACA
This is a messenger RNA of Rhododendron vialii, 1894 nucleotides long. Its product is annotated as ABSCISIC ACID-INSENSITIVE 5-like protein 5. Gene Ontology annotation, molecular function: DNA-binding transcription factor activity. The record is from RefSeq and is a predicted model, not a curated record. Bases 304 to 1485 code for a protein of 393 amino acids. NCBI's taxonomy places the organism in Eukaryota, Viridiplantae, Streptophyta, Magnoliopsida, Ericales, Ericaceae. Gene Ontology annotation, biological process: positive regulation of DNA-templated transcription. Gene Ontology annotation, cellular component: nucleus. The transcript is spliced from 5 exons.